UGCACGCCUGUGGUGUGUUCGCAGUAGUUGAACUCAAAUGAGUUCAAAGAGUUUCGGUUUUCUGAAAACUCUUUUAGCAACUAGCUUUUUAACCAUAAAAAACUUAAUAGAUCUCUUUUAAAUACUGACAAAGUUUGUUUGUACGUUUGUUGUCUUCAGCUGCAAUGAACCAUGAAGAGGGAAGCUGUUCACGUCCUAUCCGAGGGGAAGAAAUGGGAGUGGAAGAUGGACGAAUCCCAGACUCUAGUCUCACUUCCUCUUCCAGUUUUGAUUAUCUUUACACUGCAUCAGAUGGAAGAUUGAACGGUGGAGUAUCAGGAGAGGCAUGGAUUGCCAGUGAUGAUGACAAAGAUAAAUGGGUCAAGAUAGAUCUGGGAAAGACCUCUACCGUCACUGGUGUUAUCGUACAAGGCAGAUACGGGUCGGUACAAUGGAUUACUUCUGUCAAGGUGUCCUAUUCGCUGGAUAACGUGAUGUGGACUUACGCUUUGGAACCACAAUGUGGUGAACAAAAAAUCUACGCAGCAAACUACGAUAACAGCACUCCUGAGACCAUACUGUUCCCUCGACCAAUCACUGCUCGAUACGUCAGAAUACACCCAGUCACGUGGCAGGGGCACCAGGCCAUGCGAUAUGAAGUUCUUGGCAUAGCUGAAUAAACGGAAGUUCCACAGCAUGAAG
Molecule: messenger RNA, 681 nt
Organism: Strongylocentrotus purpuratus (purple sea urchin)
Lineage: Eukaryota; Metazoa; Echinodermata; Echinoidea; Camarodonta; Strongylocentrotidae
Product: lactadherin-like
Exons: 3
Coding region: 165-659 (164 amino acids)
Source: RefSeq, a predicted model, not a curated record